Ilex paraguariensis (yerba mate) is the source of this 321-nucleotide messenger RNA. The record is from the annotation of a GenBank genome assembly. NCBI's taxonomy places the organism in Eukaryota, Viridiplantae, Streptophyta, Magnoliopsida, Aquifoliales, Aquifoliaceae.
AUGGGAUGCAUUGGUGUUGAUAAAAUCACUGAAUACCUGUGUGAUCCCCUUCAGAGGUGUCUCAAGCAUGAUGAUCUGUAUGUUCACAAGACAGCAGCAAUUUGUGUUGCUAAACUUUAUGACAUAAACGCUGGGCUUCUUGAGGGUAGAGGGUUUCUGGAAGCUCUCAAGGAUUUAAUAUCAGACAACAAUCCAAUGGUUGUAGCAAAUGCUGUUGCAGCUCUUGCAGAGAUUCAAGAGAACAGUAGCAGACCCAUAUUGGAGAUAGCUAGCCACACACUUUCAAAGCUGCUUACUGCUCUAAAUGAAUGCACCGAGUGA